UUGUGUAUUGUGGUGGGCUUGUGCGCUGUCACGGGUCACAUGACGCGAAUAUUGCCUCCUGACUUGAUUUUGUCUCUUUACAGCUGUGUCUUUGCUACCCACCGCACUCCAGACCCUCCCGAGCUACUGCUACACCGAAUAACUGAACAUGGCGGACCAAGCAUAUGUGACUCUGGCCACAAAUGACAACUAUGCCAAAGGAGCGAUGGUUCUGGGGAGGUCGCUACGCAACCAUAACACUACCAAACAACUGGUGGUUCUGAUUGGACCUCACGUAGCAGAGCCCAGCAGGGCCAUGCUGAGUUGCAUCUAUGACGAGGUGUGUGUGGUGGAUAUCUUGGACUCUGGUGACACGGCCAACCUGGCCCUGAUGAAGAGACCAGACCUUGGAGUGACCUUCACCAAGCUGCACUGCUGGACACUCACACACUACACCAAGUGUGUGUUUAUGGACGCAGACACACUGGUGUUGUCCAACAUCGAUGAGCUGUUUGAGAGGGAGGAGUUAUCUGCUGCGCCUGAUCCUGGUUGGCCAGAUUGUUUCAACUCGGGUGUGUUCGUCUUCAAACCGUCCAAUGAAACAUACCGCAGCCUUAUGACACACUGCACUGAGAACGGCAGCUUUGAUGGUGGGGACCAAGGAGUUCUGAACAGUUUCUUCAAUACCUGGUCAACAGCAGACAUUUCCAAACACCUGCCUUUCAUCUACAACCUCAGCAGCAUCGCUAUAUACACCUAUCUACCAGCCUUCAAACAGUACGGUCAUGAGGCUAAGGUGGUCCAUUUCCUGGGGAAGGUGAAGCCAUGGAACUACUCCUAUGACACCCAGACUGGGAAGGUCAAAGGUCACACCCUCACGCCUGGCUCGGGUGACCUGAACCCUGACUUCCUGGUUCAGUGGUGGAACCUCUACUCCUCUGGGGUCCUACCUGCUCUCAGAGACUCAUAUGGAGACGCACUGUUCUGCUCCGGCUGCACUGAGGAGGAGGUCUGUGACAGUGUGGUUGAGAUCAUCCUCCCCCCGCCUCCCCCUCAGGCGCCCCAGGUGUCCAGUGAGGAGAGGAGGCAGCGAUGGGAGGCGGGCCAGGCGGACUACAUGGGCGCCGACUCCUUCGAAAGCAUCCAGAGGAAACUGGACUGCUUCCUCAAGUAGAGGGCCAGAGGAGGGAUGACUGACGGAGAGGGCAUGCAUUGGCAGGCCUGAGAUGCGUCAGUCAGGGCGGGGAUCAACUGGCAUUCGACCAAUCAGAAGAGAAAGCGGUAGAGCAUGACGUAUUGAAAAACAGUCACAUCCUGGGCCUCUCUCUCGCUCUCUGUUUUUCUCUGUGUGUGUGUGUUCGUGCGUCUGUGUGGCCUGGUCCUGCAGAAAUAACCCCUGCAGAGACCGGUCCAUUCAGUGUUUGAACACCAGUUUACUACACUAUGCAGCCCCCAUACCACCACCUCAGCGCAGAAGCCUUGGUCAGUAAGUAAUGACUCAGUAAUAACCUCACUGUGACUCUGCCUCACCAAGUCCCAUCCAGACCCCAUGACUCUAACAGCUCUAACCCAGUUACUCAGUCAAGCCUGAUAAUGAUCGGGCAGUCGUGCUUUUACUCUUUAAAGUAUUCAGAGAUGGGUCGGUAUGAAGUAUUUCCCUCUAUAAAAUGGAAGAACUUUUAUUUUGUCUAUUAAAGUUUGCAUCCCAGUGGUUAUUUCUGCUCUCCAUAUGUGUGUUGUGCAUGGUUGUUUCUUUAUAUUAGGAUUAUUGUGAAGGAAGCCCAUUUCUAAAGUGGAAAACCCACCGUAGCACUUGUCAUUUCGCCAUGUCCUGUUUGUCAUCUCUUCCUGAGGGGUUUCAUCACUUCCUGUGUAGUCUGACCAGUUGCCUUACCACUGUCAAAGACUCUUAUUUCACAACUAGGCCUAUUCUAGUUGUGGCCGUUCACUGUUUACAGAAAACACUUCUCUGCUGCUGCCCCCCCCCCCCCCUUCACAUCUACUCCAUUCAGACCUACCUCUACGCUCCUCCAGCUCCACUCUACUCCAUUCAACCCUCCUACAGACUUACCUCCACGCUCCACUCUACUCCAUUCAACCCUCCUACAGACUUACCUCCACGCUCCACUCUACUCCAUUCAACCCUCCUACAGACUUACCUCUACACUCCACUCUACUCCACCCUUCUCUACUCUCAACUUGACAACCCACCCUCCAACAUCAACACCCUGAAGUGUGUACCUUCAUCCCACCUUGUGGAUUUAAAAGGAAUGGACUGGUAUGAAGAAAAUCAUGUCAGAUAUUAUUUUGUCAUGGUGAAAACUCAAGUCCAUGAUUAAUCCAAUGCUUUCACAUCCAUGAAGGGGACUGAGCAGGUCAAGUGCACACGGGGGCAUAAGGCCAGAAGGGAAUCCUAACACACACAGCCUAAAAUGAUAUAGUAAGUAAUGGGACUGUAGUUUUGUGGUCCCUCUUAAUACACCCACAAACGGCUCUAUAGAGAAGUUUCCAAACGCUGUGAAACCUUGUGUGUUCUGAACACACCCCGGUAGUUCUCACUGUUUCUGUUCUCUGUAGACACCUAAUAAAGGACUGGUGAAGAAGUC
Molecule: messenger RNA, 2585 nt
Organism: Oncorhynchus masou masou (cherry salmon)
Lineage: Eukaryota; Metazoa; Chordata; Actinopteri; Salmoniformes; Salmonidae
Product: glycogenin-1-like
Exons: 7
Coding region: 149-1153 (334 amino acids)
Biological process (GO): glycogen biosynthetic process
Cellular component (GO): cytoplasm
Molecular function (GO): glycosyltransferase activity
Source: RefSeq, a predicted model, not a curated record